UUGCUCAACUUUGAGGUUUGAGGUUUGAGCUUUGAGCUUUGAGCUUUUCCUCGUCUCUAAUGGCGAGGCUUCUUCGCCGUCCUCUCCACCGCUCCCUCACCACGCACCAUCCACCGAACACUAGAGGCCCUGACCUCCUCAUUCUCGACCUCCGAUCACUUCUCCAGAGAAACAGCUUCCGCCCCGCCCUUUCCCUCGCUAAAACCCUAAUCCAAACCCACCGUGAGUCCCCCUCCGAUCUCCUCCGCUCUCUCUCCGACUCCUCCCCUUCCCUUGCUCCCAUCGCCGCCGACCUCCUUGUCACCGCCUGUUCCGACCUCCGCCUCCCAGAUGACGCUCUCGGCCUCAUCUCCACCCUCCCCAAAUUUCCCUCCAUCCUCUCCUUGAACCGCCUCCUUGAAUCCCUUGUUUCCGCUCGGAGGUACCAAGAAGCCCUCUGUCUCUUUCAUCGGAUCAUUUCUAAUGGCACUAGUGCGGAUAACUUCACUCACAACAAAGCAAUCGAGGCCGCUGCGAAAUCUGGGGAUCUCGAUAAGGGUUUGAAGUUGAAGGAAGAGAUGGAGAAGAUACAUGGGAUCAAGCCUGAUGCUUUUUGUUACAAUGUGUUGAUCUCUGGGCUGUGGAAUGUGCGGCGCUGUGAUGAUGCAGGGAAGCUGUUUGAUGAAUUGCUCGAGAGAAGAGUGGUGCCCACGGUCGUCACUUUUAAUGCAAUGAUCGAUGGGCAUUGCAAGAAAGGCAAUUUGGAUGUUGCCAAUGAGGUUAAAAAACUAAUGCAACUUUUCGGUGUGAAGCCGAAUGUUGUUACAUAUAAUUCUCUGCUUUCAGGGCUUUGCCGUGCUCGGAGAUUGCAUGAGUGUAAGAAGAUUAUAGAGGAGAUGGGAAUGAAUGGUUUGGCUGCGGAUGGGUACACUUAUAGCAUUUUGUUUGAUGGCCAUUUCAAAUGCGGGGAUUCGGAGGCGGCAUUGGAUCUUUUCGAGGUUUUGGUAAGAACAGGUGUGCAAAUUAGUAGCUAUACUUGUGCCAUAUUGUUGAAUGGCCUUUGCAAAGAUGGAAUGGUUUCUAAAGCGGAAGAGGUGUUGCAGAGGCUACUGGACAAGGGAUUGGUUCCGACAAAUGUGAUUUACAACAGUCUGGUUGAUGGGUAUUGUCGCAUUGGAGAUAUCACGACGGCAUUGCAGGUGAUUGGUAGAAUGGAGUUGUGUGGUUUAGAGGCCGAUUACUUCACUUACAAUUCGAUCCUUAACGGGUUGUGUAAGCUGGAGAGGGUGGAUGAGGCAGAAGAGACGAUGAAAGUAAUGGAGGAGAAGGGAAUGGCGCCUAUUGUGGAGACCUAUAACAUUCUCAUUGAUGCAUAUGCUCGAUUAGGCCAAUUCGAUAAGUGUUUUGAUAUCCUUGAGAAGAUGCAGGACAAUAAGGGAGUCACACCGAACAUUAUUUCAUAUGGUUCUUUGCUAAAUGGAUUGUGCAAGAAAGGCAAGCUUCCCGACGCUGAAGCACUCUUCCAAGAUAUGUUAGCGAGAAAAAUUCCACUGAAUGAGCAGACUUACAAUAUGCUUAUUGAUGCGAAUGGUAAAUCGGGUAAUUUUGAGCGUGUAGGGGUGCUUAUUGAGGACAUGAAGAGUAAAGGGAUUUCUCCGACCAUCGUGACAUAUAAUUCUCUUAUGAAAGGACUCUGUGUUGGAGGGUUCUUCUCCAAAGCUGAGGACUUGUUUCUUCAGUUAAAGGCUGAAGGUCUGAGACCUGAUGUUAUUACAUAUAAUACUCUGAUUUCAGCUAGUUGUCAUUGUUGUGACCUGAAGAAGGCGAGCCAGUUAUUCGAAGAAAUGGAGAAAAUCGACUUAAAACCAAAUUUGCGAACUUACCAAGUGUUAAUAUAUGGGAUGGGUAUGGAAGGAAGGAUGGAAGAGGCGGAAAAGAUAUAUAACUAUAUGUUACAAAGCAAACUGUCUCCUGACAAGGGUGUGUUCAAGGCAUUGUUAGCUGGGUAUAAAAAAUUUGGAGACACGAUUAAGGUAGAAGAUCUGGAGAAAGAGAUGAAGGUGAGAGGAAUUCCAUUGGAUGAGGAGGCAUCCACUGAUGUAAAUUCCAUUGAUACAUGAGCUUGUUUUCAAUUGGAUCUCUUGAUCGGAGUUAAGCAGGAGUGAUUUCCCUCUUGUUUUAAUUUAUGAGAUGCU
Dioscorea cayenensis subsp. rotundata (Guinea yam) is the source of this 2174-nucleotide messenger RNA. RefSeq names its product pentatricopeptide repeat-containing protein At5g12100, mitochondrial-like. Bases 60 to 2099 code for a protein of 679 amino acids. NCBI's taxonomy places the organism in Eukaryota, Viridiplantae, Streptophyta, Magnoliopsida, Dioscoreales, Dioscoreaceae. The transcript has a single exon. Gene Ontology annotation, molecular function: protein binding. The record is from RefSeq and is a predicted model, not a curated record.